GGCGGGGGCGGGACAUGGGCAUCUGUGCGAUCUUCGGGCCAAGAGUUCCAAGGCGGUUGUUCGCUAGCGCCCCCUCUGGCAGUCGUUGGCCCCCGAAUGGCCGCGGCGGUACUGCCUAGUAACUGUCGGUGUCUCGGUCGUCGUUUGUUGCCGUCGUUGCCUUCGUACGCGGCCGCCGCCGCAGUCGCCUCGCGUCCCUCGGGCGCCAUGGAGCCCGCAGCAGCCUCCUCGUCUUCUCCUCCCGCCUCCUGCCCUUCUCCUCCCGCCUCCUGCCCCGCCGCCGGCGAGAGUCCUCGGUGGCUCGGGACGCUUCGGUUUGACAACCGGGCGCUGCGGGCUCUGCCGGUGGACCCCUUGGAGGAGAACGUGCCUCGGCCCGUGGCGGGCGCCUGCUUCUCUCGGGUGCGGCCUACUCCGUUGCGGGCCCCGCGGCUCGUGGCCAUGUCCUUGCCUGCGCUGGCGCUGCUGGGCUUGAGGGAGCCAACGGCGGAGGAGGAGGAGGCCGCGCUCUACUGGAGCGGGAACCAGCUGCUGCCGGGAGCGGAACCCGCCGCCCACUGCUACUGCGGCCACCAGUUCGGCAGCUUCGCCGGGCAGCUCGGGGACGGCGCCGCCAUCUACCUGGGCGAGGUGCUGAACCCGAGCGGCGAGCGCUGGGAGAUCCAGCUCAAGGGCGCCGGCCCCACUCCCUACUCCCGGCAAGCAGACGGCCGUAAAGUUCUACGAUCAAGCAUAAGAGAAUUCCUUUGCAGCGAGGCAAUGUUUCAUCUAGGGAUACCCACGACCAGAGCUGGAACAUGUGUAACCUCUGAUUCAGAAGUUAUUCGGGACAUAUUUUAUGAUGGAAAUCCAAAAAAAGAAAGAUGCACAGUUGUCCUAAGAAUAGCGCCAACAUUUAUUAGGUUUGGAUCAUUUGAAAUUUUUAAGCCUCCAGAUGUAUAUACAGGACGUAAAGGCCCCAGUGUAAAUAGAAAUGAUAUUCGUAUACAAAUGCUUGAUUAUGUGAUCAGCACUUUCUAUCCAGAGAUUCUACAAGCACACUCGGACAACACUAAGAGGAAUACUGCUUUCUUUCAUGAAGUAAUGAAGCAGACAGCAAGGAUGGUUGCUGAAUGGCAAUGUGUCGGAUUUUGUCAUGGUGUGCUCAAUACUGAUAACAUGAGUAUUGUUGGACUUACAAUUGACUAUGGACCUUUUGGAUUUAUGGACAGAUAUGAUCCUGAAUACAUUUGCAAUUGGUCUGAUAACACAGGGCGCUAUGCUUAUAAUAAACAACCAGAGAUUUGUAAGUGGAAUCUAGGAAAACUUGCUGAAGCUUUAGUCCCAGAACUGCCCUUGGAAAUCAGCGUACCCAUUUUGGAAGAAGAAUACGAUAAAGAAUACGAAAGAAAUUAUUUGCAGAAAAUGAGAAGGAAGCUUGGACUUAUUCAGCUUGAGUUAGAUGAUGAUAAGAAAUUGGUAUCUGACCUUUUAGAAACUAUGUAUGUCACAGGUGCAGAUUUUACAAAUGCUUUCCGCUUGCUCAGUUCAUUCUCAGUAGACUCGGAUGCUUUAAAACUGGAAGACUUCUUAGAUAAGAUUUCAAAGCAAUGUGCUUCAUUAGAAGAGUUAAAAGUUGCUUACAAGCCUCAAAUGGAUCCCAGACAGCUUUCAAUGAUGCUUAUGUUAGCACAGUCUAACCCACAACUCUUUGCCUUAAUUGGAACAAAAUCCAAUAUAAAUAAAGAAUUGGAACGGAUUGAACAGUUUUCUAAGCUGCAGAAUUUACCAGCAGCUGAAUUGCUCAGUAGAAAUAGAGGACACUGGAAAGAUUGGCUGCAGAACUACAGGGUUCGGCUAGAAAAAGAAAUGGAACAUGUUAGUGAUGUUGAUACUUGGAAUGCUGAGCGUGUGAAGAUUAUGAAUGCAAACAAUCCGAAAUAUAUCUUGAGAAACUACAUAGCUCAAAAUGCUAUAGAGGCAGCAGAAAAUGGUAACUUCAUAGAGGUAAGGAAAAUCUUGAAACUCUUAGAAAAGCCAUAUGAAGACAUAGAACCUGAUAGUGAAGUAACUGAGGAGUCUGAAGGGGAGGAUGCUGUGGCUGCUGCUGCCUGCAGUUCAGCAACCAGGACCAGCCUUCCAUACAGUAGUAAACCUCCACUUUGGGCUUCAGAACUCUGUGUUACAUGAUCUUCGUAACUGCCUUGUGCUUUCCACGAAGGGAUCUUGAUCUUCUCAGUAGUGGAGAGUGCAGCAAGGCGCAGUAGAAGUGCUACUAUCUCUCAAACAGAUUGUUUGGAUGUCUUCACAGAGCUGACAAUCAGCUCGCCAUGCACACUGUCAAGGUGAUGGGGAGACAGUUUUAUCUUCUUUCUUUAGUGCUGUUAACUCCACUAAACGCAGUUACAUAUUUACGCACACUGAUCUGUGAACAUCUAAAUGAAAUCUGUUUUUAUGAAGACAAAAAUAGCACACCAAAUGGAUAUAUUUUUGUCUGAAAAUGAAGUAAUAGUGCUUCCUAACAUUUGUGACACUUUAUUAUGCAGGGACAUUUGAUUCUCUCUUAGUGGGGAAGUGGGUUUAAGCUCAUCAUUGCUUAUUUGAAGCUAUGUUUCAAUCGUGUAGUUCACUUAUUGCGAACUUUUAAGUUUAUAUCAUGGUUUUUAGAGUGUCAUUCGGCACUAGGGAAAACAGCAAUAAUCAUUUAUAUAAGAAUAGAGACAACUAAGAACAAUGGAAUUUCAAAGAACUGUAGCAAGUAUCCAUGUGUGUAUCUCCCAAUUGAUUUAUGCCGCCAUGCUUCUGGUUGGACUGUAUCCAGUUUUUAGCCUUAUGCAGGUAAUUUGUUUCACUAAAUCAUUAACACACGACGAGCACAGUCCUGAAAAAGGUCUUCAUUGCUAAUGACAGCUGUUACAUGUUAAGCAGUUGGAAGGACUGAAUCCAGUCCUCUCUCCUCCUGUGCCCAACAGGUGACCGAUAUUGUCACUGCAGGAUAUCGCCAUGGCAUGCAACUUUAAACUUGAUUGCUUCAAUAGGAUAAUGUUGCCAAAAUUUAUUUGAAAAAGCAUUCAGCAUUUUCCACACAAUGCUUUCCAUAUUCAAAUAUUGUAUGCUUUCGGAUGUAAUUUAUUUCCUAUUUAUCAAUGUUGCUACCUCAGGAAUGUUUUCCUCUCUCACACUGUUUCCUAAUAGAAGGAAGUGUUCAUGGUAAUAGCAUUUGCAUUGUUUAAAAAACAUAUAUUGAGCAAGUGAAAAUUCAGCAAAACUGAAUGAAAACAAACAUUCAGAGUAGUGAAAGGAGAUUCAGUUACAGUGAUGGGCUCCAUGGCAGUAACGAAGGUCAAAGUACCCUUCGUUAUACUGCCCAAUUAAGAUGUGGCAGUGCAAGAGGUGGGAUGUACUUCCAACGGAGCAUUUUAAAUUAAGUGUAUUAACCAAACUUUGAACUCCCAUGUAUAGUUCAGUUGUUCCUACUGUAUUGUCUUAUUUUCAUUGAGCUGGAGAUCUUGGUGAUACACCUCUUAGGUGUGUGUUGUGUCUUUUCUUCUUAAUAAUGAAAAUACACGUUAGUGGUUCUCAAGAAUAUUUGAUUCUGGAAUGUUGACAAAUGUUCUCACUUUCAUUAUGAUUAGAAGGCAGGGCUGGCUCAUUGCUGUUAGGCUCAAGUAGUGAAUAGCAACAAGCUGUCCUGCCCCCUGGGCCUCACCCUCUCUUCCCAACCAGCCUGGAGUGCGUUGCUGUGCUUGCACACCAGCAUGGCAGUGUGGAGAGUGCAUUGAAUGACCGCAGCUCCUUUGCUAGCUGACAAGGUCUUUGUCCCAAUCAGCAAGUCUUUUUUGUGGCUUUUUCAGGCUCUUAUUUGCAGGCUUGUAUAAACAACAGAAACAACCAGAGCCUAUAAUAAGUAUAAAGGGGUGGCAAAUGCCCAUAAUCCAGCUUUAGCUGAUUUUGCUAAUUAAACUAUUCCAUAUGAAUGUGUUUAUGAUGCUUUAAAUAAAAUAUUACAUUGCAUUCUUGAUGGGUGUUAGGCCACUUCUGCAUAUGAGAUCAUUUCCAUGAAGCUAUGGCCCUGAGCUGUACAAUAAAAAUAAAUGAAUUUGAUCACAUACAUAUCAAGUGUAGUGUCUCUGUAAUUUUUAGAUGAGAGAUUCUGAAAGUAGUCUAUAAGCCCCAUCCGUUUGGUCUGCAGGGUCAACCAGUGCAAAAGUAAAAAGGUUGGUUGCUCGCUCACACUUGCUUCUACCGAGUGGCAGCAUGAAUUGUCUGCAUUUGUCAUGCUGUUGUGAGGCAACAGGGUGGGGAGGGAGAAAUAGCUGACCACCCCAGUGUGAUGAGGUGGGAAGCAAAAUAACACUCCACACCUUUAUUAAUUCUCUUGGGAGGAAAAAGUACAGGAAAAAAGUAUGUAAUCUCAGUUGUUACUCAGCCCUAGAAACUGCUGCCUUGCCCUGUGUCCCUGAUGGAGGUUCGCCCCUCUCAAACCCAACCCUUGCAAGCUUUGAAAAGUGGCACACAGGGCCAAGGGAAAGGUGCCAGCAGCCUUCUCUCCACCUGCUUCCUGCAAGCUUGGCAAGGACUGUGAGAAGCAGCACUCCUUGGCAAAACAUGCAAGGAUCUGAUUAGUCCCAAAGUCCUGCUUCAAUGGGGGUGGCCGUGGGGGGCAACUGCCUCAUGAACAUACUGCCUCUGCAUGCAUUUUCAUAACUGCAGAGGCACCUUUUAAAGUGAUGCUUUUCUUCUACUCAGCAGAAUUGUCCCUAAUCAAUCCAGUAGAGCGUUUCUCAAAAGGAUGCUAUAUCCCCCAUGAAUUUAGAUUGAUUUCCUUGGCCCAGAGUUUCCAGUUUUCUCAUACCCUUCUUGAUGAAAAGCAGUAUAAUACAAAAAUAAAAUUAGCUAUAAUAGGGAACAUCCCUCACUACAGAGUGGUAAGUGAGUUUUAGUGCUCUGUAGCAAAGCAGUUCAUAUAUGCAACACAUAAUAUGAGCUAACAAAUGAAAUGAGUUCGGCUGAUCAAGGAAAUGAAGUUUCUAGAGUGACUAUGACAGGAUUUGUACAGGAUUUGAGAACAAGAGAAUGAAACUGCUUGACUUACAAAAAUAAGUUCAAUCCUUAUGUGCUGGCUGUCAUACCAGGCAAGGGUACAUCAGUCCAGUAAUGUUCCACACAAGUUGUGAAAGUUAAUACAAACAUUACACAAGAGUAUGCAGGCAUUGCUGGGCUGACCUAACCUUGCACAUUGUGUCAGCCAUUGACUUUUGGGGCACCUACACAAGACCAUCUUCCUUGUAGGGUUUAUGGUCAGGAGAGGUGUGAUUGGCUCACUUUGCUGAUGCUGUGCCAUAAGAAAUUUAGGUGGUUCAGUAAGAGUUGUAGACAAAUACCUGAGAAGGAUUUCAUGACUCCAUUUGAAAAAAGAUAAGACCAAAUAAUGUUUGGAAUAAAGCUUUUACUCUGGAUACUUACAUACUAAUUACAAGGUUCUAUGUGUUUGUUUUCCUUGUUUACUUCUCAUAUGAGAAGGUUCUUCUCUCAUGAGAACCUUCUCGCAUGAGGUUUCACAAUGCCACAAGAAUGAAUUUACACAUUAACAAAUUUACAUUGAUGCACACAUUGCUGUACUGACACUGAGUGACAUGCUUUUCCGUAUCGAUGAGAGAGAAAAAUCUGCCAUGUUACAAUCUUUCUAGAUUUUAACAUUUUCUAUAGAUCCUUUAAGGAAAAAAGUUUCUUAGAAGCAUCUUACAUUAGCAAGUUUCAUAAACAUACAUUUGUAGCGGACCCUCUCAUUCUAGCAGUAGUUUGUGGUGUCUUAUUAAAGCUCAGUUGUCUUUGUAAUAGUUAUUAAAGUUGAUUCGCAGGAGGAAGUCUUCCAAGUGAGGCUGGUACCCUCUGUUUACAAGCUUAGUUACUACUGCAGGUAGAUGAAAGAAAGAUUUAGAACAUUCAAUACAUUAUCACCUACGAUUUGUUCAAAGUAGUACAUGAUGAAAUAAGUGCAAUUCUGCUUUUUCAGAACUAUGUUGUAAUUCAUCUUCAUUUUAUUGUAAACCACACUGAAAGCCCACUUGAGGAAAGUUUAAAUAAAUAAUUCUGGAAAUGUUAAGUAACCUUAUCCAUGUUGUUGAUAAAAACUAUACAGGGUGCACCAA
Messenger RNA from Hemicordylus capensis (graceful crag lizard), 6131 nucleotides. RefSeq names its product selenoprotein O (gene SELENOO). The record is from RefSeq and is a predicted model, not a curated record. NCBI's taxonomy places the organism in Eukaryota, Metazoa, Chordata, Lepidosauria, Squamata, Cordylidae. The transcript is spliced from 9 exons.